CGUGUGAAGGGCGCUCCUGUUGAAAGUCUCCAGGUUAUUGUGCUGCUGGACGGAGGAGUUAGGGAGAGAGCAAGAGUUUCGGGGAGGGAAACCUGACAACAGAAGAAAAUACUUUAUACGAUAGGUUUGUCACACUGAAGUAAAUCAUAUACUUAUACUAUCAGUAAUUCUGAGUUGUUUAUGGGAUUUAUCAAGGACACGGUCUAUCUUGACGCGGUUUUUGGUGCCGGAGUCUACUUGUUACCUUUCACGGAAAGCGACUGAUAACUUCAUGGCUUUGACAGUGACGGACCAAAGCAGCAAAUUAAACGGACCAUCGACAAUUUACAGUUGGAUUUGCGCACGAAGAGAAGUCCAACACGGCAAAAGGAACACCGGUACGAUGCAACCUAAGGACACAGAAUACUCCACGGACGGUUUGCCCAAAGCGUUUCUACACAGUUUGCGGACACUGUUUGACAUACUAGACGAUGGGAAAAAAGGCUAUGUGCACAUCUCGGAGAUUGAGAGCCGAUGGCAGGGAGCGGACACGCGGGACUUGCCCGGCGGGGUUCUGGAGUGCCUGAGGCGGGUUACACCACCUCACGGGUGCCUGACGUUUGAGCGCUUCGUGGCGGGGCUCAGGUACUCGAUGCUCAACCCGGACAACCGCCACGUGAAGGCCCAGGCUACUGUGCUCCCGCAACAGGCGCAUCCACAUCCUAAACAGCAUCUGUUACCGCCGCAGAAACCAGCGCCUCUCUCAGCGUGCAGCGUAGCGACACGGAACGAAAACAAAGUUCGUCCACUUGGUCCAAGCAACGGGAUCAAUAUACAGCACCGCGCAACGUCUCUUCAGAGCCGGUCCAGACACGAGGACGGCGGUACCGGAUACCCCACAGGUGGUGGUCCCACGCGGUACAACAAUGUGGGUUUUGAGAGAACCGGCAGAAGUUUAGAACGGAUUCCCAUCGUGCCUGAAAGCGGGAUAUACCGAACGGAGUCGGUUCGUGUUGGUAAACAGGCGCAGGCGCAGCAGUGCAGAGUCCGCUCCAUAGAGUCCCUCGCGCUCGAGGCUCCACAGCUCCAAAAACCAUGUAAGUUGAUCUUCACUCGUGAGCGCGUCCGCCGUCUAAUCAGAUCUAUCAGAACAGGGCCUGUAUUCAUGUGA
Molecule: messenger RNA, 1150 nt
Organism: Osmerus eperlanus (European smelt)
Lineage: Eukaryota; Metazoa; Chordata; Actinopteri; Osmeriformes; Osmeridae
Gene: sapcd2
Product: suppressor APC domain containing 2
Exons: 1
Coding region: 272-1150 (292 amino acids)
Source: RefSeq, a predicted model, not a curated record